AUGGAGGGAGCGAUGUCUCUGGUGUCUGUAUCAUCGUCUUCAUCAUCAUCAGAACAAACAGAAGGAGACAUCGGUGAAGCAAAGACACCUGAGGAGUUAUGGACACGGCCGGCGAGUCCUGAGGCUGAUGAGCAUGUCACUCUGAUCACUGACAGUAUGACAGUCACCUCCGCGGACCAGGAGAAACUACUGCUUCUCGACAAAAACACAGAGCUGCGCCGCAUCAACAAAGAGGUGAUGAGGCUGAACGAGGAAUGGGACCAGGUGUACCGCACUGCCACACUCAAUCUACAGCAGCGAAUAGAGGCUCUGGAGCUGGAAAACGCAGCCAUCAAAACACUUAACGGAAAACUGCUGCGAAAAAUAGAGAACCAGCAGAGUGUGAAAAACUACUAUGAGCGGGGACUGCUGCUGGAGUUGAAGAAAAACCAUGGGUUGCAGGAGUGUAUCAGACGUAUGGAGAGCAGGGUGCCCCCCUCCCAGAGCUCCUCCAAACAGGGCAACUUUAUGAUACUGCCAUCAAGCAACUCUGGCAAUCCCCCAAGAGCUCUGGAGCUGUCACCGGUCCCCCCAAACCCAUUAAUCCCAGCAGCUUCCAGCCCACAGGCAGAGCUGGGGGGUCCGGGCCACUGUCCCUCUGCACAGCGAGACCCCCAACAGGAGGUGCAGGUGCUGAAGGAGCAGCUGCAGGCGAUGCAGUGUCAGACCCAGAUUUAUGAAGCAGAUUUUCACACGGAGCAAAAGACCCAUAAACACAUGCUGCAUGAGAACCGCAGGCUGAGAAAGAAGAGGGAAGAGAUGUGUCAGCAGGUGGCGCUACUGCAAGAACAGCUUAAGGUGUAUGAAGAUGACUUCAGGCGUGAGCGCUCAGACAAACAGAUGCUGCAGCGGCUGCUGAAAAAGAGUCAGUCUCCGCUCACAGACCCAGUGCUGAUCCAUCGAUUUAUUGCCAGUUACAUAAAGAUGACAGAGAUCGGGAGCAGAUCGGCUGAGCGCCACAGGGACCUGUUCCAGCAGCAGGGCUUCCUCUCGGCUCUGCCCGUGCUGAGUGCUGAGGAGCUGCAGGAGGCCAGGCGCAACUUCGCUCUCCUGGAGGAACAGUUUGGUCCUGAAUACAGCAGUUAUAACCUCCAUAACGUGCACCUGAAGUAUGAGUGGGUGAAGGCCCUGGCGCUUCAUCCUCGCAUCCUGCACGUGGUCACAGCCGUCCUGGGACCUGACGUAAUCCUGCUGGACUCACGCUUCAUCUGUAAAUAUCCCAGUGUGACGUGUAAAGAGCAGCAGCCGUAUGUGGCCUGGCACCAGGACAUGAGGUAUUGGGGCAUCGAUGGAGGACCUGUCCUGUCCGUGUGGUUGGCUUUAGAUCAUUCACUGAAGGAGAACGGUGCCCUGCAGGUUAUACCCGGGACCCACCGCUCCGGCAUGCUGCCCCACGGAGCAGCCAGGCGUCCCGGGAACAUGCUGACGGCGAACCAGGAGAUCCCCGAGGGGCUGCUGUAA
Knipowitschia caucasica is the source of this 1500-nucleotide messenger RNA. The record is from the annotation of a GenBank genome assembly. NCBI's taxonomy places the organism in Eukaryota, Metazoa, Chordata, Actinopteri, Gobiiformes, Gobiidae.